AUGAGCGAUCUCCAAAGAUGUACCGUUAGCCCUUUGCUUGUAGGAUUCAUUGUGCUCCUCAAGGAGCAUUACGACAAAGGCAUUUCUUUUGUAUCUCUGGCCCUCUUCGAGGCUUUUGGCGUUGUAGAAUCUCGGCAUCAAUGGGAAUGUCACGUCUCGAGAGUGGAACAGCUCCUUUACGACAUCAACAAAGCCGAACAAGACAAGCAUGACAAGGAUGAGAUGGAAAGAGUUCAGGCGGCUUUGCAAGAUAUUGCUGCGACAACUCAGUGCAUCCGGAGUGGAAAGACCGUGGUGGUUGGAGACAUUGCACUUUGA
This is a messenger RNA of Seminavis robusta, 318 nucleotides long. NCBI's taxonomy places the organism in Eukaryota, Bacillariophyta, Bacillariophyceae, Naviculales, Naviculaceae. The record is from the annotation of a GenBank genome assembly.